Orbicella faveolata is the source of this 1481-nucleotide messenger RNA. Its product is annotated as protein SEC13 homolog. Gene Ontology annotation, molecular function: protein binding; structural molecule activity. Gene Ontology annotation, biological process: positive regulation of TOR signaling; protein import into nucleus; COPII-coated vesicle budding. The record is from RefSeq and is a predicted model, not a curated record. Gene Ontology annotation, cellular component: nuclear pore outer ring; COPII vesicle coat. NCBI's taxonomy places the organism in Eukaryota, Metazoa, Cnidaria, Anthozoa, Scleractinia, Merulinidae.
AUAUUUUCAGAGAUGAAAGUCCUGUCUGGCAAGUUAGUUGGGCACAUCCUGUGUUUGGAAAUCUCUUGGCUUCAUGUUCUUAUGAUAGGAAGGUUAUUAUUUGGAAAGAAACUAGCAAUGGAUGGGCAAAACUUCAGGAAUUUUGUAAUCACGAUUCUUCAGUGAACGCUAUAUGCUGGGCUUCUCCAGACUACGGCUUGAUGUUAGCUUGUGGUUCAUCAGAUGGCUCUAUCUCAAUUUUAAGUAGUUCAGGUGAUGGAACGUGGGAAACAAAGGAAAUAAAUAACGCACAUACGAUUGGUUGUAAUGCUGUUAGCUGGGCACCUUCAGUCUCACCAGGAUCAUUACUAGAGCCUGGAUCAAAGUCAGGUGUUUUAGUGAAAAGAUUCGUCACUGGAGGAUGUGAUAACUUGGUAAAAGUAUGGAAAGAGGUUGAUGGACAGUGGGUGGAGGAAGAGGAACUAGAAGCACACAGCGACUGGGUUAGGGAUGUUGCCUGGGCCCAUAAUGUUGGUCUUCCUGUCAGCACCCUAGCAACCUGCUCUCAGGAUUGUCGUGUAGUAAUCUGGACAAAAAAUGAAGUUGGAGGAGGAUCAUGGACUUCAAAGGUUUUAAAAAAGUUUGGUGAUGUUGUGUGGCAUGUGAGUUGGUCAGUAACUGGAAACAUUUUAGCUGUAUCUGGUGGAGACAACAAGUUUAACAAUAUUUUCAGAGAUGAAAGUCCUGUCUGGCAAGUUAGUUGGGCACAUCCUGUGUUUGGAAAUCUCUUGGCUUCAUGUUCUUAUGAUAGGAAGGUUAUUAUUUGGAAAGAAACUAGCAAUGGAUGGGCAAAACUUCAGGAAUUUUGUAAUCACGAUUCUUCAGUGAACGCUAUAUGCUGGGCUUCUCCAGACUACGGCUUGAUGUUAGCUUGUGGUUCAUCAGAUGGCUCUAUCUCAAUUUUAAGUAGUUCAGGUGAUGGAACGUGGGAAACAAAGGAAAUAAAUAACGCACAUACGAUUGGUUGUAAUGCUGUUAGCUGGGCACCUUCAGUCUCACCAGGAUCAUUACUAGAGCCUGGAUCAAAGUCAGGUGUUUUAGUGAAAAGAUUCGUCACUGGAGGAUGUGAUAACUUGGUAAAAGUAUGGAAAGAGGUUGAUGGACAGUGGGUGGAGGAAGAGGAACUAGAAGCACACAGCGACUGGGUUAGGGAUGUUGCCUGGGCCCAUAAUGUUGGUCUUCCUGUCAGCACCCUAGCAACCUGCUCUCAGGAUUGUCGUGUAGUAAUCUGGACAAAAAAUGAAGUUGGAGGAGGAUCAUGGACUUCAAAGGUUUUAAAAAAGUUUGGUGAUGUUGUGUGGCAUGUGAGUUGGUCAGUAACUGGAAACAUUUUAGCUGUAUCUGGUGGAGACAACAAGUUUCAUUAUUGGCAACCAAGCUCGUUACUGGUGUUCAAAAACCCAGGAGGAAAGGAAGAAAGCAACCUGCGAACAAUAUGCUAA